AUGAACCUCCAUGUGCGCGUCCAGGUGCCAUUUCCAAUUGAGAUAUUCGUGGUGAUAGGAUCGGUGAUAGCAUCCAAUUUACUAGACUUGGAGCACAAACAUAAAAUCAAAGUGGUCGGCCAUAUAGAGCGCGGCCUACCCUCACCAGUGGCUCCGUGGGACUACUGGCCCCUCGUCCAGAAGGUAUGGGUGUCGUGUGUGGGCGUGUCGGUGGUGUCCUAUGCCAUCACCUUCUCCGUCGGCAAAUCGUUUGCUAUGAAACACGACUACGAAAUAGACUCCUCUCAGGAGUUGAUAGCACUGGGAGGCAGUAAUCUCUUCUCAUCGUUCUUCCGGUGCAUUCCGGUGGGCGCCUCCCUGUCCAGGAGUGCCGUACAGGAGUCGUCCGGUGGUAGGACUCAGUUGGUGUCCAUAAUCAACUGCUUCGGCAUUUGUGCCGUUUUGCUGUAUUUCGGCUCAUUUCUUGAACAACUGCCCGAUGCAGUGUUGGCGACUAUCAUAUCCGUAGCCCUCAGAGUCAUGCUAUUGGAGGUGCGACUAUUCAAAAGCUACUGGGAUGUGAGCAAAAUAGACGGGGUAUUUAUCAAUGAUUUUUAUUUUUCAUAUAUUUACAUAACA
This is a messenger RNA of Oppiella nova, 618 nucleotides long. NCBI's taxonomy places the organism in Eukaryota, Metazoa, Arthropoda, Arachnida, Sarcoptiformes, Oppiidae. The record is from the annotation of a GenBank genome assembly.